GAUUAACAAUUGUUACAGUCUACCACACCAUAAUUCACACCCACUCCCUCCUUGGCCAACGACAACAAUAACCAGCGAUGUUUCUUAAAAUAUGGCACUGGACGCAGUUUUAUAGCUACCUUCUUGUUGUCAGCUUUUUUGAGUGGUUGUUCCAUUGUUACUCUGAAGAUGAAUACGAAAGGGUGUCUGCAGUAGGGGCACAUCCUGCCCACAAGAGAGCACGACAGGAAGACAAAGCAGACAGGCCACUUCAACAGCAUACAUCACAACCAUUUGGAGGCAGAACAAAAGCAAACAGGCAACAUCAGCUUCAACCAAGAAGGCAUACACCACGACUACAGCGAAGAAGGCAUACACCACGACUACAGCGAAGAGGACAUUCACUGCAUCCAAAAGGGAACAUCAUACAUCGCAAGAGGAAGCAUGCCAUGCUGCAACAGAACCAGGAGCUGAGAGACACAAAAAAUGAAAAGUGAUGUCAUUCCAUACGAGAAAAUAAAACAGUAAAAAAAAUACAGUUAAUCAAAGAAAAGGGAGUUGGUGGCAAAUCCUCCAAACAUUGUGUGUAGAUGAUAUGGUUGGAGGAAAUACGAGAAAAAAGAUUGGUGUGUGUGUGUAACAUAAGUCUAGGUGGUAAAUAUCAGGUGACAUGUAUGUAAAUCAAAGUCUCACUAUAGAGAGUGGAAAACAGCAGAAGUGUAUAGAAAACAAAACUUUUAUUAUUCUUCGCUAGCCACCUGACAGUAACAUUCACUUACAUUGUGCAACUCAGUAGGGAAGAGUAGUACACAGAAAUACAGGUUUUUGUUGAUUUUGUAGAAAUUAUUUCUUAAAGGACAAAAUGGCUGUAUUUAUUCAUUUUUAUUUAUUUAUUUGUCCAUAUUUAAGCAUUUGCAUGCAAUUGAUGUCAUGAUGAGUAAUGUACAACAGUUUUUAUAAACUAUGGUUGACAUGUUAAGAAAUAUAACUAUAGUACCAUGCAUAACUAAAGUACACACUGUAAAAGAACAUACAUAGUAAAACAAUGCAGUUGACACAUAAAGAUUUCUCCACAUGGUUAACAGUUAAAUAUGGAACUAAAAAUUGUUAAGUUACUUGCUAAGUUUCACAUAAUAAAAGAACAGCGAACAUUCACAAAAAAUUUCUUGAUGCAGUUAAUACUAGAAUGUGAUCUGAACGUUAUUUAGUACUUGCAUAUUUAUUAUAUAUGUAGAACAAGAGAUAAGAAUAGAGAAAAAAAGUACAGGAAGAGGUAUUUAUUUAUUUGUCCAUGAGAGAUGGUUGGUACACACAAUGUACAUAAGAUGUUGGACAUCAUUUACCACAGUAUUGUUUCUAUCAUUUUAACAUCAUUAA
Molecule: messenger RNA, 1356 nt
Organism: Schistocerca serialis cubense
Lineage: Eukaryota; Metazoa; Arthropoda; Insecta; Orthoptera; Acrididae
Exons: 2
Coding region: 78-476 (132 amino acids)
Source: RefSeq, a predicted model, not a curated record